Molecule: messenger RNA, 1917 nt
Organism: Nanorana parkeri
Lineage: Eukaryota; Metazoa; Chordata; Amphibia; Anura; Dicroglossidae
Product: olfactory receptor 1L6-like
Exons: 4
Coding region: 1-1917 (638 amino acids)
Biological process (GO): G protein-coupled receptor signaling pathway
Cellular component (GO): membrane
Molecular function (GO): olfactory receptor activity; G protein-coupled receptor activity
Source: RefSeq, a predicted model, not a curated record
AUGUCCAACCAAGCAAGAAGCAGAGAAGAUGCGGCCUCAGCUAUUGGACGUGGUGGCACAAAGGUCAUCAUAGAGCCACCUGUGAUUGGACGUGGUGGCACAAAGGUCAUCAUAGAGCCAACUGUGCUGGGACGUGGUGGUACAAAGGUCAUCAUAGAGCCACCUGUGAUUGGACGUGGUGGUACAAAGGUCAUCAUAGAGCCAACUGUGCUUGGACGUGGAGGCACAAAGGUCAUCAAAGAGCCACCUGUGAUUGGACAGAGAGGCACAAAGGCCAUAAUGGACCUCCCUGUGAUUGGACGUGCUGGCACACAGGUCAUCAUGGAGCCACUCAACUUAACGUGCAGCAGUAUCAAUCAUUUCCUUCUCAGCGGUGUACCGGGUCUGGAUGACUUUAAUUUCUGGUUCGGAUUUCCUCUGGUCUUACUCUAUCUUGUGGCUAUCCUGGGGAACGUCACCAUUCUCUGUAUCAUUAAGGUGGAUAAAGAGCUUCACGAGCCCAUGUACAUCUUCCUUUUCAUGCUCUCAGCGCUGGACAUCUUGAUAGCUACCACGGUCAUGCCUAAAAUGCUGGGGAUCUUCUGGUUUGAUAGCCGGGCCAUCUCUUUCGAUACGUGUCUGACCCAGAUGUUCUCCAUCCAUUUCCUGUCUGCCCUGGAGUCCGGGAUACUGGUGGCCAUGGCUGUAGACCGAUGCGUGGCCCUUUGUUACCCUCUUAGAUAUUCUGCCAUUUUAACGCACAAGACUAUUAGAAAUAUCUGCCUGGCCAUUGUAUUAAGGGGAGCAGCCGGGAUGAUCCCUCUGCCGUUGAUUAUUAAGAGACUUCCCUUGUUUAAGAACAAUUUGUUGACUCAUUCCUAUUGUCUCCAUCAAGAGACCAUGAAGCUGGCCUGUGCUGACAUAAGGGUCAACAUCAUCUAUGGCCUGUUUAUUGCCCUCUCAGCCAUGGGCGUUGACUCUGUGUUCAUCACCGUCUCGUACAUUCUGAUCAUAAAGAUGGUGGUUUGCCUGGUGGCCGAGGCCAGUCUGAAGGCCAUCAGCACCUGCUCCGCCCACAUAUGUGCCGUCUUCGUCUUCUACAUGGGCUUCAUUGGCAUUGCCGUAGUUCACCGGUAUCCGAGCACCGCAAUGCCCAAUCUCCACGUCCUGUUUGGGAAUAUCUAUCUCCUGUUUUCACCCGUGAUUAACCCCUUGAUCUAUGGGAUUAAAACAAAGCAAAUCCGCAGCAGGCUCAGCAGGCUCUUCACUAAGGAAUCAAGUCAAAGAGCCAAGAAGGUGCCAGCUCCGUCCAAUCAGAUUCCUCCCAUCAAUGGUCAGGGAAUAUGCAGAGGAACCGAGCUUGGAGCCAAGAAGGUGCCAGCUCCGUCCAAUCAGAUUCCUCCCAUCAAUGGUCAGGGAAUAUGCAGAGGAACCGAGCUUGGAGCCAAGAAGGUGCCAGCUCCGUCCAAUCAGAUUCCUCCCAUCAAUGGUCAGGGAAUAUGCAGAGGAACCGAGCUUGGAGCCAAGAAGGUGCCAGCUCCGUCCAAUCAGAUUCCUCCCAUCAAUGGUCAGGGAAUAUGCAGAGGAACCGAGCUUGGGGCCAAGAAGGUGCCAGCUCCGUCCAAUCAGAUUCCUCCCAUCAAUGGUCAGGGAAUAUGCAGAGGAACCGAGCUUGGGGCCAAGAAGGUGCCAGCUCCGUCCAAUCAGAUUCCUCCCAUCAAUGGAGCUGGUUGUCCCUUCCUGGUACUUGAAGCCAACACCCUGAUGAUGCGUGCAGGUCAUCCUCAGUCCAGUCGCAGGUCCACCUUCUACCAGCGCAGGUUCACCCUCCUACAGCCGCCAGCAAGUUGUGUGACGAAAUCGCUGCUCUCCACAACCCCUGCUAGCCGGCUGGCUGCCGGAGAAAGAUCCGUCCCUCACGGCUCCCUCUCUCCCUGA